AUGGCGGCCGCUCGAGCAGCCGGUCGUCUCAGUCGACGUCUCGGAGCGGCGCUCCGUGACACCGCGAUGAACGCCGCUCGUGACUUCACGCGCAUGGGCUCGAGCCGAGCUCAGAAGGCGACGGCUGUCAAGCCGUCCCCGUGCAUCCUCCGCGCGCCGAAGAGAACUCCGACGUCGACGUCGGCGACGCCCGCGCCGACGCUCGCGCCGACGCCCGCGCCGACGCCUGCGCCGACGCCCCGGUACAUCCUCCGCGCGUCGACGAGAACGCAGACGUCUACGUCGGCGACGCCCGCGGCGACGCCCGCGGCGACGCCUGCGGCGACGCGCGCGGUCGCGCAGCAGCCCGUCUCCUCGCGCACGCGAUCGGGGGGUCGCGGCGGAGGCGGAGGCGCUGGUUUCGACGCGGACCCUGCGGAGUUCAUGACUCUCGCGUGCAACGCCGUCCUGUCCCGCCUACGCGACGAUGGCGUCGGUCGCGACGACUCCGCGCCUCCUCCGCGGGCGAUGAGGCGCCUCGCGGUCGAGUCGACGAGCGAGCUUCCUCCUCCGUCGCGGAGAUCGUCGCCGCCGCUGCAGCCGUCCGCGCUCGUCGUCACACCCGCGGCGCCGAUGACGUCCGCGACGCCGCGGCCGUCCGUAGCGAGGACGCCGUCCGCGGCGAGAAAGGCAGUGACGCGCGGUGCCCACUCGGUGGUUCAGGACAUGCACAGCGUCGAAACUCGCAACUACGAGGCGGGCAAAGUGGCUCGGCAGCAGCGUAAAUCCCUCGAUGAACGCAGGCGUGACGAUGCUGCCGCCGAGGAAACUCGCGCGGCGAAUGCCGCGCGAGAUGCCGCGGAGCGGGAGGCGUUCAAGCUGAGAUACGAAACCAUCGACGAACUGCGCGCGGCGGCGGUCAAAGCGGUCCAGAUGUCCGAUGACGAGUGCGUCAGAGACAUCAAAGCAGAGCACGACGCGAUGGUCGCCGCCGCGAAGAAACGCGCGGCUGACGAGGCCAAGGAUGAAGCCUCCCGAUCGGUUCCCAAGCCCGCAGAACUGAAGAGACGCAUACUCACGCCCGAGGAGCGCGCCCGCGUCGACAAGAUCGACGCGCCGUGGCGCGGCGUCGCGAAGGCGUACCUCGAGCACGACUGGCCGCUGCCGUUCUGGUUCUCCGCCGGCGCGCUCGCGCAGGGCAACGAGACGCUCGAGCUCAUCGUCGAACAGUACGAAAUCGACACCAUGGACGAGCUCGGGCACUGGUUCGGCGCGAUGUGCAGCGACGCAUACUUCGAGGCUAAAUCUGGCCGCUUUACGCUUCAGACGACAAAUCGCGAGUACGCCGAUCUUCAACGCGCCAACCUCCACAACGUGCAGUGGAGGACCACAACCAGACCUGGCGCCGAGAUGGAGUCCGACUUCAUCGAGAAAUUCGAAGCCACGUGUUCGAACGGAGCAAAGUCUUGGAAGUACGCCAUCACGACCACGCCCGUCGGCGACAAGAAGCUCCAGGAGAAGUUCUACACGAAUCGUCGCGGCAAAAAGGUCAUCCUCCCCAAGGACCUCGAGGACGACCCGCUGUUCCCGCUCGCGCUUACCGCCACGCCGGCGUGGAUGGACGCGACAGUCGCCGGCGACGGGUCGCUGCGUGAAGGAAUUUUCUCCCUCGCGGUCUGCGACUUCACGCCCCGCGAGCUGGACUGGUUCAUCAACAUCCUCGCCCGCCCGAGAUGGAGAGACGGCACCGACACGGUCGUCCACGGCGCGUUCCCGGUGGCGAGGAGGAAGAAAGGGCGGAAAGGCCAGUACACGCUCGACAUGACCGAAAAGUCUCUCAAAGACGCUGGGUACGCGCCGCGCUUCGGCAGCGGGACCCGCACGCACGGCAUCCGCGUGAAGGAGUUCAUCUACACCGCGGCUCUUCCGGUAACCCGCGCGUACCCGCACAAAGGCGUCUUCUUUCCCGACAACGACCUCUGCAGUGCCGCGGGCGCGUGGCGAUCCCGCGGCGAGUCGUUCACCCACAUCAUCGUCGACGGGGUCAUCCGCGGAUUCAGCCUCGAGGAGUUGCAAGCCGAACUUCUGCGUGCGACGGGGUUGAACUUCACGGAUGAAAACCUCUUCGGGAUCAUCACCAUGCCGCGGCUCCCCCCGGGCGAAAGUUCGGGAAGAAAGAAAGAGCUCGGAAAGCAUCAUGGCUUGGGUUUGCCCUUCCCACCGCGGCGGACGUGCGACAAGACCGGGAACUCGGACCACGUCAAGCACACGAUACACGACGUGAACGCGGCGAACGUGAUCAUCGGCAUCGUUCGCACGGGAGGCCGCAACGCGGUACUGCACGGCGGCUUGGCUUGCGGCGGUGAAGAUUCCGUCAAGCAUUUCAUCAAGAUGCGCGGCGCCAUGUACGAGGAGUACGGGUACAUCUUCGACGCCAAGCAAGGGCUGUGCAUCUUCCCCGGGGGCACGAUCGACCGGGACACCACCAAGCUGCUCACGCAGGAAGUGUUAGACGCCCAGGAACGGUACCACAAAGGCUGCGUCGAGAACGGCAAGUUCACUCCGCCGGAGCUCCUCCCUCACCGCACCGAUGCACAGCUCAAAGUGCAAUUCGCGCCACUGCUCGAGGAGAAGCUCGAGGUGCGCGCGCUGAUCGUGAAGCUCCAGGGUUGGCGCAUGGAGUUGAGACGCACAGCCAGCAGCAAUUGGGCAAGAUCCUACUUCAUCUACACCGAUCCCGGCACCGGCACUGUCAAGAAGGAGACCCCGGACCUGAACAGCGCCAUGAAGUGGAUCGUCGUUAACCAACCGGAGAACGCGCAACAGCUCAAGGAUUUGCUCACCAAGUACCAGCCGGAGAUCAAGAAGCAGUUUGAGAGGACAGCGACAGCGACAGCGACGGCGACGGCGACAGCGACAGUGCUGAUCGUGAAGCUCCAGGGUUGGCGCAUGGAGUUGAGACGCACAGCCAGCAGCAACCAGGCAAGAUCAAAGUACUUCAUCUACACCGAUCCCGGCACCGGCACUGUCAAGAAGGAGACCCGGGACCUGAACAGCGCCAUCAAGUGGAUCGUCGUUAACCAGCCGGAGAACGCGCAGAAGUUCAAGGACUCGCUCACCAAGUACCAGCCGGAGAUCAAGAAGCAGUUUGAGUGGACAGCGACAGCGACAGCGACGGCGACAGCGACAGUGCCAGUGCCCGCGGGCGGUGCGGAGGGAGAUGGAGAUGAUGCCGAGGGUGCUCGGGAUGAAGACGAGAUCGCCUUGACGCAGUCAAAGAAGAAACGCAAGACGAAGCGAUGA
Molecule: messenger RNA, 3282 nt
Organism: Micromonas pusilla CCMP1545
Lineage: Eukaryota; Viridiplantae; Chlorophyta; Mamiellophyceae; Mamiellales; Mamiellaceae
Exons: 1
Coding region: 1-3282 (1093 amino acids)
Source: RefSeq, a predicted model, not a curated record